Messenger RNA from Cryptotermes secundus, 2193 nucleotides. RefSeq names its product guanine nucleotide-binding protein G(q) subunit alpha. The coding region runs from base 183 to 1262 and encodes 359 amino acids. The transcript has 8 exons. The record is from RefSeq and is a predicted model, not a curated record. NCBI's taxonomy places the organism in Eukaryota, Metazoa, Arthropoda, Insecta, Blattodea, Kalotermitidae. Gene Ontology annotation, molecular function: guanyl nucleotide binding; G protein-coupled receptor binding; GTPase activity. Gene Ontology annotation, cellular component: heterotrimeric G-protein complex. Gene Ontology annotation, biological process: adenylate cyclase-modulating G protein-coupled receptor signaling pathway.
UGUACUGCAGUGAGGUGUGGUGUGUGAGUGCCUAAUGGAGUAUUUAUUCUUCGAACCAGUUUUCAUGUUAUUGUCAUGACUGUUAGUGAAAUAAAUUGACUGCCUUUUUAUGAAGAAAUACGGCUUUAAUAUCGGACAGAAUAUUUACACAGUAGUGUGUAACAUAUUUGUUUCUAGGAGAAAUGUCCAUGAGCAUGAUCUGCUGGUGUUGCCUAUCACAGGAAGCAAGGGAAAAGAAAAAAAUCAGUGACGAGAUUGAUAAAAUUCUAAUGGAAGAAGAGAAACAUUUGAGAAAAGAAUUUAAGCUUCUCCUCUUAGGGGCGGGAGAAUCCGGAAAAUCAACGUUUAUCAAGCAGAUGAGGAUAAUUCAUGGUUCAGGUUUUUCAGAGGAUGAAAGGAGAAACUUCGUUCAAGUGAUCAACCAUAAUGUAUGUGUAGCCAUGCAAACCAUGAUCAAAGCAAUGGAAAAGCUGCAGAUCCAGUAUCAUGAUAUUUCCAAUAUUGAGAGAGCAAGAUUAUUUCUUGAAGAAGAAUUUAGCUAUCUCACAAGACCCAGCAGGGAGCACAUAGAGGUUUGCAAGAUCCUGUGGGCUGAUCCAGGUAUCAGAGAGUGCUUCAAACGAAAGCAAGAGUUCUACAUAACAGAAUCAGCUACAUACUAUCUUCCGAAGAUAGAUCUUGUGACUACCUCUGACUACCUUCCCACCAAGCAGGACAUAUUACAUGCAAGAGUUCCUACUUCUGGUAUUAAUGAAUACAGUUUUAAUGUGGAGAGAGUCUCUUUUAGAAUUGUCGAUGUAGGUGGCCAGAGAAGAGAACGAAGAAAAUGGAUCCACUGCUUUGAAAAUGUAACGUCCAUAAUAUUCAUUGCAGCCCUGAGCGAAUAUGACCAAUGUUUGUUUGAAGAAGACGGUAUGAAUCGUCUGGAGGAGAGCAUGACAUUGUUUCAAGUGACCAUCAUGUCCCAGUGGUUUCAGCGAUCAUCAGUCAUAUUAUUCCUAAACAAGAAAGAUUUACUUGAAGAGAAGAUAAUGUAUUCUGAUCUUGCUGUUAAUUUUCCAGAUUAUGAUGGUCCCCCACAGGAUGCUGUAGCAGCCCAGAAAUUCAUUCUAGAUAUGUUUCAUUCUCUGAAUCCAAAUAAAAAGAAGGUUAUAUAUGCUCACUACACAUGUGCUACAGACACAGAGAAUAUGAGGUUUGUGUUCCUGGCAGUGAGAGACAUGAUAUUGCAGAUCAACCUAGAGGACUUCAACCUGGCAUAGGAAACUUCUUUGUUAUAAACUAAUUUAAGUUCACUAAAUGUGGCUGAGACCAUUCCUUGGGCAUCCGAAGUCUGUGUUCCAGAUUUUUGACUGAGAUGUCUCAAGCGUACAUGGGAAUUGCAUGACAAGUUCCUGUAAGUUGGAUUUGAGGUUCAUGUGGCAGUGACUUCGGGGGUGUAAUGCCAGGUAGUUAGGAGACACCCAGAUGUUGCUCCAAAAUACUAAGCUCUCAUCAAACUAUAUUGCAUUACAAACAAAGACGUCAUUCUCUUUGUGUUCCCAUAAGACAUUUAUGCUCGGGUCAUGGAAAGAAUGCACAAGAGCAGACGGAGUUGAGGUCUGCCAUCUGCUUCUAUGUACACUUCUCAUCUGGCAACACCAACAACACUGAGAAAUGAGCAAGCUAGUUUGAGCAGUAUUACUGCUUUAUUAUAUCCAGAAGGUGUCUGGUUCAGAUCUGUUUUAGGACACUGAUUAUCCUAACUCAGAUUUUUUUUUCUGGGGGUGGGGUUGUUACUCAGUCCCUAACUCCUCAGUGUAGCUAUACAUCCAUUCCGCCAUAUGCCUUCGUGGCAUAGGGCUUAAUUAGUUAAACACAAGGACAACUUUACCUUACCUUCAGUCCAUCUAAGCAGAUAAGAGGAUAGGACCUCAAAUCAGGCUAAGAUCAUUUCUUUCCACAUCCUGUCUUUUAGUGAUCACUGUCCUUUUACGUGACAUAAUCUGAGCUAUUGACAGUACUGUUAAGUAAGCCAUAAAUAAAUGGACCUAUUAUGCGAAGGCAGAGAUGAAAAAACAAGUCAAAACUGGCCGGAGUGGGGAAGGCAUGUGGAAGGGAGGUAGCUAACUGCUGAUCAGAUGGGUGAGGGAAAAAUCUGUGUUUAUUCUUUUGCUGACCCAAGUAUAUUUUGUUCUUUUUUUUAAAUUGAGG